Zingiber officinale is the source of this 6892-nucleotide messenger RNA. Its product is annotated as protein PHOTOPERIOD-INDEPENDENT EARLY FLOWERING 1-like. The coding region runs from base 349 to 6495 and encodes 2048 amino acids. Gene Ontology annotation, cellular component: Swr1 complex. Gene Ontology annotation, molecular function: ATP binding; ATP-dependent chromatin remodeler activity; ATP hydrolysis activity. The transcript is spliced from 21 exons. NCBI's taxonomy places the organism in Eukaryota, Viridiplantae, Streptophyta, Magnoliopsida, Zingiberales, Zingiberaceae. The record is from RefSeq and is a predicted model, not a curated record.
CUUCUCGCUUUCUCGCUCUCGCCCAUUCCCUCUCCCUUUUUCCGCCUUCGCACCCCGGAAACCCUAGCACUUUCCCCUCCUUUCGUCCUCGUCGUUUCGUCGUCGCCGGCGUAGCCUCUCCUCUUCUGGAUCCGUGGCCCUCUUGCUUCUGGGCGCUUUCUGUGGUGGGUUCCUUCGAGGAUCGGUAUCUCACUAGCUCUCGGCGUCUGGUUGCAGUAGCGCUCGGCGACCCUGCCACAAGGCGCUGUUUCUUUGUCCUACGGUGCCUUGUCUCCGCGUCGGACCACUUUCGAUUUGUUUAUCUGAUUUCUUACAUAAUGAGGUAGUUACCUGCAAGAAAAUAUUAUCAUGGCCUCAAAGGGUCCCAGAUCAAAGUUGGAUCACGAAACAAGAGCAAGGCGUCAGAAGGCGCUUGAUGCGCCAAAGGAGCCUCCUCGACCAAAGGCCCAUUGGGAUCAUGUUUUAGAGGAGAUGGUUUGGUUAUCCAAGGAUUUUGAAUCAGAAAGGAAGUGGAAAUUGGCUCAGGCAAAGAGGGUUGCAAUAAGAGCUAGUAAGAAUGUUGUGGAUUAUGCCACUAGGGAAGAGAAAAAAGUGAAGGAAGAAGAGCAACGUCUGAAGAAAGUUGCACUCAAUAUAUCAAAGGAUGUAAAAAAAUUUUGGACAAAAAUAGAGAAACUAGUUCUCUAUAAGUAUCAAUUGGAAGCAGAGGAAAGAAAGAAGAAAGCGCUUGAUAGGCAGCUUGAUUUUCUUCUUGGUCAAACUGAAAGGUACUCCACAAUGCUAGCAGAAAAUCUUGUGGAUAUGCACUAUUCUAAAACAGUAGAUGUAGACUCAAAAAUCAAGGAUGAUGAAACUGUGAACAAUCAAAUGGUCAAUACAAUUGCAACUCAGUUGGAUAAGGUGGAGAGUGACAUUGACUUUAGUAUCAGAUCUGCGGAUGAUAUUGAAGAUGAUGACCAUGCUAUUGUGGUAGAUGAAGCUCAUAUUAAUGAGGAAGAGAAGAGAGAGGAACUAGAGGCCUUGAAGGUUGAAGCUGAUCUUUCAUUUGAGGACCUUCACGAAUUUCACUCAAUAAAUAACUUUAGCACGAAAAGGAGUCCCGAUUUCGAUAAAAGCUCAACUAUGUUUGUUGAGCAAAAAGAUCAGAGUAAGGAAUACUGGAACCAUGUUAAUGGGUCCAAAAAUGUUUCAGAGAGUUUGUUGCGUAAUUCUUAUUGUUCAGAAAAUGUGGAUCAUCCUACACCUGGAAUCAAUCAUGCACAAUACUUUAUAAGUCAGCUCUCGCAUAGAGAAAGUAAUGGUAAUGAAGACAUUUCCUCCUUUGAAGGACAGUUAACUAUCAAGAAAUCACAUUCAAAUCCUUGUUCAGAAAAUGUCGACUCAUGUGAAGAGGGACAUCCAAAUCUCGAUGUCAGUGAUGAUGUGGAUGAUAUGGAUUACAAUCUUGUAGGAGAAGAGAAGGAUGAUGAGGUGACAAUAUCUGAAGAGGAAAACUUGGCAAAGAAAGAAGUUGCUAACCAUCUUGAGGAGAUAAAAUUACUGCAAGAAGAGAGUGAAAUCCCUAUUGAAGAGCUGCUUGCAAGGUACAAGAAGGUUUCAUGCAUUGAUGAUGGUACAGAGAAGUCCGAAUGUUCUUCCUCUGGUUCUGAUGAUCAACAAGAUUGCUCAGUGAAUGAGGACGUUCAUUACAAAACCAAAUUGAUUGAUGGUGCACAACAACAGGACAAUCACCCAGAUCUUGACGAAUCAGAAUCUGUUUUGGAAGAGAUGAAGAUAAAUCAUGGUAGCAUAGUAGAAGGGAAGGAGAGUGAAAUUAUAAUUUCUGAUGCUGCAGCUGCUGCAAGAUCAGCUCAACCAACUGGAAACACUUUCUUAACUACAAAAGUGCGGACAAAGUUCCCUUUCCUUAUUAAGCAUCCUCUUCGUGAGUAUCAACAUAUUGGCCUAGAUUGGCUCGUAACAAUGUAUGAAAAGAGGUUAAAUGGAAUUCUAGCAGAUGAAAUGGGUUUAGGUAAGACAAUCAUGACAAUUGCUCUUCUUGCACACCUGGCCUGUGAGAAAGGAAUUUGGGGUCCUCAUCUCAUUGUGGUACCAACCAGUGUCAUGCUCAACUGGGAAACUGAAUUUCUCAAAUGGUGCCCUGCGUUUAAGAUACUAACCUACUUUGGGAGUGCAAAAGAAAGGAAGCAUAAACGGCAGGGUUGGUUAAAACCUAAUUACUUUCAUAUAUGUAUAACUACCUACAGGCUUGUUAUACAGGAUUCAAAAGUAUUUAAGCGAAAGAAAUGGAAAUAUCUUAUUCUGGAUGAAGCUCACCUGAUUAAGAACUGGAAAUCUCAAAGGUGGCAGACUUUACUAAAUUUUAACUCUAAACGAAGAAUGCUGUUGACUGGAACACCAUUGCAGAAUGAUCUUAUGGAACUUUGGUCCUUGAUGCAUUUCUUAAUGCCUCAUGUUUUUCAGUCUCAUCAAGAAUUCAAAGAUUGGUUUUGCAAUCCUAUAUCUGGCAUGGUGGAGGGCCAGGAAAAAGUUAACAAAGAAGUCAUUGAUAGAUUGCAUAAUGUACUUCGUCCGUUCAUUUUAAGGCGCUUAAAAAGAGAUGUUGAAAAACAACUGCCAAAGAAGCAUGAGCAUGUGAUUUAUUGCAGGCUUUCUAGAAGGCAAAGAAAUUUGUACGAGGAUUUUGUUGCCAGCUCAGAAACUCAAGCAACAUUGGCAAGUGCUAACUUUUUUGCAAUGAUCAGUGUUAUAAUGCAGCUACGCAAAGUUUGUAAUCAUCCAGACCUUUUUGAAGGCCGCCCAAUUGUGAGUUCAUUUGACAUGCCUGGUAUUGACAUGCAAUUGAGCUCUGCUAUUUGUACCAUAUUUUCUAGUAGCCCAUUUUCUCAAGUAGAUCUCUGUGGUUUGAAUUUUGUGUUCACCAGAAAUGAACUUUGCAUGACUUCAUGGUUAACCAGUGAAGUGACCGCUAUUGCUUGCUCUUCGAAUAUGAUACAGGACGCUUGGCUUGAAACUUCAGGCUGUUUUUCAUUUAUCCAGAGUAGUUAUGACUGGAAGAAGAAUAAUCAUGGGAGUAAUAUAUUUGAAAAGAUUCAGAAGGCCCUCCUUGAGGAAAGAGUUAAACAAGUUAAAGAAAGAGCAGCUUCAAUUGCAUGGUGGAAUUCCUUGCGGUGUGAGAAGAAGCCAGUCUAUGGAACUAAUUUGAGGAAGCUUGUAACUGUAAAACAUCCAGUCUUUGACAUUCACGAGCAGAAGAACAGCACUUCAUGCUACUUAAAUUUUUCAUCAAAACUGGCAGACAUAACUCUCUCACCACUUGAGCGUUUUCAGAAAAUACAUGACUUAAUAGAGUGUUUUAUGUUUGCAAUUCCUGCUUCACGUUCCUCUUCUCCAGUUUGCUGGUGCAGUAAAGUUAGAUCCCCUGUUUUUCUGGAUCCAGCAUAUAAGGAAGAAUGCACUGAGAUCAUUUCGCCUUUAUUAUCACCAAUUAGACCUGCCAUUGUUCGGCAACAAGUUUAUUUUCCUGAUAGGCGCCUGAUUCAAUUUGACUGUGGGAAGCUACAGGAGCUUGCAGUUCUGCUAAGACGUCUUAAAAUUGAAGGACACAGAGCUUUGAUCUUUACUCAAAUGACUAAGAUGCUUGAUAUCUUGGAGGCUUUCAUUAAUUUGUAUGGGUAUACUUACAUGCGACUAGACGGAUCUACAUCACCUGAAGAUAGACAGACAUUGAUGCAGCGUUUUAAUACAAAUCCCAAAUUUUUUUUAUUUAUUUUAUCCACACGUAGUGGUGGUGUAGGGAUUAAUCUAGUUGGUGCAGAUACAGUCAUUUUUUAUGACAGUGACUGGAAUCCUGCAAUGGACCAACAAGCACAAGAUAGGUGCCAUAGAAUUGGACAGACAAGAGAAGUGCACAUCUACCGAUUUAUUAGUGAGUCUACAAUUGAGGAGAAUAUAUUGAAGAAGGCAAACCAGAAGCGUGCACUUGAUGAUUUGGUAAUUCAGAGUGGCAGCUAUAAUAUGGAGUUCUUCAAGAAACUUGAUCCUAUGGAACUAUUUUCUGGUCAUGGAAGUCUGGGUCUGGAAAAUUUGCAGAAAGGGAACUCAAGCACCAUUGAUUAUUCUGUUAAUCAAGUGGAAACACUUUUUUCUAAUGUAGAUGUUGAAGCAGCUAUCAAACACGCUGAAGAUGAAGCAGAUUAUAUGGCCCUUAAAAAGUUAGAAGAGGAAGAGGCUGUUGAUAACCAAGAAUUUACUGAAGAUGUCACUGGUAGAUCAGAGGACGAUGAGCCGGCUAAUUGGGAUGACAUUAAACUUGAUGAAAGAGUUGCAGAAGAGCAGAACUGCUUGAGUUCUGCUGUAAAAAAUGAUAAUGAUGUUGUCUUAUCCAGUUGUAAUAUGAAUGAACAAAAGAGUAUCACAUUAACAAUGGAAGAUGAUGAUAUUGAUAUGCUUGCUGAUGUUAAGCAGAUGGCAGCGGCAGCAGCAGCUGCUGGGCAAGCAAGUUCAUCGUUUGAGAACCAGCUUCGUCCAAUUGAUAGAUACGCAAUGCGAUUUCUGGAACUCUGGGAUCCAGUAGUUGACAAAUCUGCUAUAAUAUAUCAGGCAAAUGUUGAAGAGCAAGAAUGGGAGCUUGAUCGUAUUGAGAAAUUUAAGGAUGAUCUAGAAGCUGAGAUUGAUGAAGAUCAGGAACCAUUUAAAUAUGAAAGAUGGGAUGCUGAGUUUGCAACCACGGCAUACCGUCAGCAUGUUGAAGCUUUGGCUCAACAGCAGUUGUUGGAAGAACGAGAGUCUGAAGCUCAAUUUGCUGAGGAUGCAGAUGAUGAGAAUGGCACUAUCAAGAAUGCAACACCUAAUCAGAGGAAGCCUACCACGAAAAAGAAGAUGAAAAAGACAAAGUUCAAGUCUUUGAAGAAAGGAUCUCUAUCAUCUGAUAUGGAAGUUGUCAAUGAAGAACUAGAACUAGAUGCCAUGUCUAUUGAUGAUAAAGUUUUUUCACCAGAGAUUAGUUUUGUUGAAUCUCCACCUUGCUCACCAGUCAGAAGAAAGCGUAAGAAGGUUUCUCUGUCAGAAGAUGACGAAAAUAGCUUGAGAAAAAGCAAAAAGAAAGUUAAGAAAGCUUCUCGCUGUAAUCAUGCUGUCGACUCUGACAGCUUUGCUAAGUAUACCAUUGAAACUACGGAAUUGAACCUUGGAGAAGGUGCCAUAGAGUCAGGAGUAGCAAACAGAUUGAAGUCUGAUGGUAGGAUUUCUAUUGCAUCUGCUGCAGGGAAACGUGUUUUGGUGGUGAAGCCGGAAAAGUUAAGAAAGAGGGGUCACGUUUGGUCCAGAGAAUGUUUUCCUUCUCCAGACAGUUGGUCAUCUCUGGAAGAUGCGUUAUUGUGUGCAAUUGUUCAUGAGUAUGGAAUUAAUUGGAGUUUUGCGAGUGACAUACUUUAUGGUGUACCUGGUGGUGGGUCUUACAGAGGGCGGUAUCGCCAUCCUGUCCAUUGUUGUGAGAGAUUCCGAGAACUGUUUUUCAAGUAUGUUCUAUCUGCUGUGGACAUUACUAACACUGAAAAGAAUAGCUCCUCUGGUUCUGGAAAGGCACUUUUAAAAGUGACUGAGGACCAAAUACGUGCAUUGCUCAAUGUUACAAGUGAGUUACCUGAUAAUGAGUUACUCCUCCAGAAACAUUUUGUAGCUAUUAUUUCUUCUGUUUGGAGAGCGAAAUGUCGUGUCAACGUGCGUCAAAGCAUGGCAUAUUCUAAAGUUGGCUUUUAUCUGAAUAAGAAUUUUUCUGCCUCAUCUCUGAAGAAGUCUCCAAGACUUACGGAAAAGAUGAGUUUAACAAACUUGAGAGAAUGUAGCAAGUUGGUAUCGAGGGCCCUUGUUGAUGUUCAUAAUAGUCAUGAAGAUCCAAUGAUUGUUACCAACAAGCUCAACUCUAAUUCUAACUUCGAACAUAUGGAUUUGAUAUUGGGUUUUCCCAGAAUACCUGUGGAAUCUGAGAGUGCUUUCCCGUUGGCUAUUAGUGUUUCAAUACAUAGCCCUGUACUUCUGGAAGAAGCAAAGGAACCUCCUUGUCAAUCUUUACUGGCAGAACCAUCAUGUAUGAUUGCUGAAAAUCGUUUCAGGUUGGCAUCUGAAGCCUGUUUUGAGGGUGAUGGUUAUGGAUGGGCCUUAUCUACUUUUCCAUCAUAUGAUCACAACAAAAAACGAUUUGGAACGAAGUCUCAAUUGUUAGGCAAACACAAAUCCGGAGCUGAUUUUGUAAAGCCUAGGAAAUUGAAAUCUCAAUUGACUUCAGAAACACAGGAUGACGCUAGCAACCAUAUUCCACUACCACCAUCGACCACAGAAUACGCCAUGUCUGACAGUGAUUAUGAUAUUUUUCAUCUGGAUGCACUUCUUGAAGAGCCAGAGCAAUUAGAACAUCUCUCGCACUUUGACGAUCCUUCUUUUCAUGGUGACCUUGAGGAGUUGGAUAUGCUGCCGGAUAUUACUGAUAUUGGAUGAUCCAUCUUUGAUGUGUUCCAACAUUUAAGCCAAUCAGAGACCUCCAAAUAGUGGUUCUCUCAGCACUGGCAAUAUUUAAUGAAAUCAUGCAACAUUUGCCUGAGGCACCACCAAAACAGGAGAGGGCUGACCGAGCAGUUUGGCCUCCGGGAGGGCGGAUGGCCAUGGUAAAAGAUUGGGGUGGUUAGGUUUAGAGAGCAGUGGUGGGUUUUUUCGGCACUUGCAUGUAUAGUGAAGCUAGGUCUCAUUUCUUGCAUGUGGACAAGAAAUGAUAUGUGUAUUUAACCACAAAGGGAUCUUUUUUCCGUUUGGAAAAAUUUUGGGUCGAUGGAUACCCAUGGAAAGAAUAGAUGCUGUUCCCUCGAUUAUUUAAAUGAAAAUUUCACUGCAUUUACUA